Messenger RNA from Strongyloides ratti, 1113 nucleotides. Its product is annotated as KiSS-1 receptor. Gene Ontology annotation, cellular component: membrane. The record is from RefSeq and is a predicted model, not a curated record. Gene Ontology annotation, biological process: G protein-coupled receptor signaling pathway. Lineage: Eukaryota; Metazoa; Nematoda; Chromadorea; Rhabditida; Strongyloididae. The coding region runs from base 1 to 1113 and encodes 370 amino acids. Gene Ontology annotation, molecular function: G protein-coupled receptor activity. The transcript has a single exon.
AUGACAUUAAUUGGUGCAAUAGGUAAUGUUGGAGUAUUAAUGGUUAUUUAUAUUGAUAAAAAAUUUCAUGAACCAACUAAUAUGAUGAUAAUGAACUUAGCAAUUGCAGAUUUAUUUUUUGUACUUAUUUGUAUUCCACCAACAAGUUUAAAUUUAACUGGAAAUUAUGAACUUCCAGAAAUAUUUUGUAGAAUUCAAAUAUUUUUUUCAUAUUUUAGUGUUUUUGUUUCAGCAUACACAUUAGUACUUUUAGCACUUGAUAGAUUUUUAGCAGUUGUUAUACCUAGGUGUAUUCAUUAUUAUAAGACGCUUAAGAAUUCAAUAUUAGCUUGUUUAUCAACAUGGUUAUUGAGUGCUGCUAUUUGCAUUAUUAUUCUACCAACAGCAUCUUUAUAUUAUACGAAUGAUGAAGCAUUUGACAACAAAACAAUGAAACAAUGUUUUGAUAAUCCAAAAAUAGCAAAUUCAACGGAAACAAAAAAAAAUGUUCUUAUAUUUUAUUUAAAUUUUAUAAUAUUUUCAUAUAUAUUACCAUUAACUGUAAUAACAUUUUUAUAUACUAUAAUGUUAUAUACAUUAAGCAAACAAACAAAUAAAUCUUCAAGAUCAAUUAUUAAUAAACAAUGGAGAAAAAAAAUUACAAAAACUGUAUGGUUAAUUAUUGCUACAUUUGCAAUAUGUUGGUUUCCUCAAAAUAUAAGAUUUUUUACAAUUGCUUAUUAUUAUCCAUCAGUUGCACCAUUUGAAAAAAAUUUCUCAAACCAUGAUUAUAAAAUUAUAAUAUUAAUUUUUCAAACAAUGGCAUAUGCUAAUUCAUGUAUUAAUCCUUUGUUAUAUUGUUUAAUGUUUAAAAGGAAUAGAGAUUCAUUGAUACAAUUUUGGGAAUUUAUAAAUAAGUAUGUAUGUUGUAAACCAGCAAUAACAAGUAAUACAGAAAUGCAAAUAGAAAGUGAUAUAUCAUCACAUAAUGGGGCAAUGGUUAUGAAAAAAAGAAGAUAUUCAAGACCAAAAUCCAAUUAUUUUUUGAAUUUAGAAAAAGAAAAAAAUUCACAAUUAACUACAUUAACCUUUAAAUCAAGAGAUGAUAUAGAGGUUGAAACACAAUUUGUUUAA